Exophiala spinifera is the source of this 2421-nucleotide messenger RNA. RefSeq lists its product as uncharacterized. Gene Ontology annotation, molecular function: ubiquitin protein ligase activity; protein binding. Bases 1 to 2421 code for a protein of 806 amino acids. The transcript is spliced from 9 exons. Gene Ontology annotation, biological process: ubiquitin-dependent protein catabolic process. NCBI's taxonomy places the organism in Eukaryota, Fungi, Ascomycota, Eurotiomycetes, Chaetothyriales, Herpotrichiellaceae. The record is from RefSeq and is a predicted model, not a curated record.
AUGCCUGAAGCGAAUCUGCCUGCCGAGCCCAAUCUUCGAGUCACGAUCAUUGCGGCUGACGGACUGUACAAAAGAGAUGUGUUCAGAUUUCCUGACCCAUUCGCGGUCGCGACUAUCUCUGGGGAACAAACCAGGACCACUUCCGUCAUUAGGAAGACCUUGAAUCCCUACUGGAAUGAGUCUUUUGAUAUGAAAGUUACAGAAGACAGCAUUCUUGCCAUACAAAUAUUCGACCAGAAGAAAUUCAAGAAGAAGGACCAAGGAUUUCUCGGAGUCAUCAACAUUCGCAUCGGCGAUGUCAUUGAACUAGACGUGGGCGGAGACGCAGAAAUGCUGACUCGGGAUCUUAAGAAGUCUACCGACAAUCUCGUCGUCCAUGGCAAGUUGAUCAUUAAUCUGUCCACGAACCUGAGCGCGCCGCCUCCCAAUCCCCAGGCCAAUCGGCCACCCGCGAGUAGUACCCCGAGCAUCAACGGGUCGGCCUCGCUUGGUAGCAGCACCAACGUAAACCAGUCCUUACCCAUUCGCUCAAGAAGCCCUGCACCAUCGCGCACUGCCACAUCAGGAUCAGGAGAAGCAAGAGCUUCAACUACCGCCGUGAAUGGAGCUGGACCACAAGUCUCGACCAAUGGAUCUGGAAGGACAGGAGGCUUCAGCUCUUUUGAAGACAGCCAGGGGCGCCUGCCAGCCGGCUGGGAGCGCAGAGAGGACAAUCUGGGUCGAACAUACUACGUGGACCAUAACACCAGAACCACUACUUGGACCAGACCAUCAAACCACAUGAGUGAGACUGAAGUACGCAAUCGUCUUGAUGCAAAUAUGCAGGUUGAACGACAGCGACAUCAGAAUCGCAUGCUUCCGGAAGACCGUACUGGGGCCAAUUCGCCGAGUCUGCAAGAGUCUCGUACUGGCUCUCCUUCCCAGAAUUCUGUGGCGAUGAUGGCUACAGGUGCGACAACGGCCGGCACCGGGGAGCUUCCCGCUGGGUGGGAAAUGCGACACACUCCAGAAGGUAGAGCUUAUUUUGUCGACCACAAUACAAGAACCACAACUUGGGUUGAUCCUAGGCGACAACAGUAUAUUCGCAUGUAUGGGAACAAUCCUGCUGGCAAUAACACCACCAUCCAACAGCAACCGGUCUCGCAACUUGGUCCCUUACCUAGUGGCUGGGAAAUGCGAUUGACCAACACCGCCCGGGUAUAUUUCGUGGAUCAUAACACGAAAACCACAACCUGGGAUGACCCGCGCUUGCCGUCCUCUCUGGAUCAAGGCGUGCCGCAGUACAAGCGAGACUUCAGAAGAAAACUGAUCUAUUUCCGCUCUCAACCUGCGUUGCGGAUCUUGUCUGGGCAAUGCCACAUCAAAGUGCGCCGGGGCAACAUAUUUGAGGACUCGUACGCUGAAAUUAUGAGGCAAAGCGCUACAGACUUGAAGAAGCGCUUGAUGAUCAAGUUCGACGGCGAAGACGGUCUGGACUAUGGCGGUCUUUCUCGCGAAUUCUUCUUUUUGCUGUCACACGAGAUGUUCAAUCCGUUCUACUGUCUAUUCGAAUAUUCAGCUCACGACAACUAUACCCUACAAAUCAACCCACACUCUGGCAUCAACCCCGAACACCUGAAUUACUUCAAGUUCAUUGGCCGUGUAGUUGGCCUUGCGAUCUUCCACCGCCGAUUCUUGGACUCCUUCUUCAUUGGCGCUUUCUACAAGAUGAUGUUGAGAAAGAAGGUCCAGAUUCAGGACAUGGAAGGCGUGGACGAAGAGUACCACAAGAACUUGACGUGGACUCUGGAGAAUGAUAUCACUGACAUCCUUGAUCAAACCUUCUCGAUUGAAGACGAACAAUUUGGAGAGACCAAAACUAUUGACCUGAAACCCGGCGGUCGAGAUAUCCCUGUUACAAAUGAGAACAAGAGAGAAUAUGUGGAGCUCGUUACUGAGUGGAAGAUUGUGAAGCGUGUCGAGGAACAAUUCAACGCCUUCAUCACUGGCUUCAAUGAAUUGAUCCCUGCUGAUCUUGUCAACGUGUUUGACGAGCGCGAACUCGAACUUCUGAUUGGCGGUAUUGCUGAUAUCGACGUUGACGACUGGAAGAAGCACACCGACUACCGUGGCUACCAAGAGCAAGAUGAAGUGAUUCAAAACUUCUGGAAGGUGGUCCGAACAUGGGAUGCAGAGCAGAAGAGUCGUCUCUUGCAGUUCGCAACUGGCACGAGCAGAAUACCCGUCAAUGGGUUCAAAGAUCUCCAGGGUAGUGACGGGCCUAGACGAUUUACCAUCGAAAAGGCAGGUGAGAUCAAUGCUCUGCCGAAGAGCCAUACUUGCUUCAACCGUCUGGACUUACCUCCCUACAAGACCUACGACGUUCUCAAUUCGAAACUCUCCACAGCCGUGGAAGAGACUCUUGGUUUCGGCCAGGAGUAG